UCAAAUGGCCCAAACAAUCUAGCCAGACCAAACUGAAAGUCGGGCGCAGCAUUUUCGAGUUCACUAGAGAAACGCGUAUCAGCGUCGCGAGGUAGCGGCGGCGAACAAUUUCCGAUCACUUCGUGUCGGCGAUAACCACCACUCUCAUCACAUCAUAGUUCCACAAUAUCACACUAAAUCAAGCUUCAAUAUCAAUCACCGUAACGUGUUUGGCAUUUUGUUUAAUCUUCUCAAAUGAGAGGAACCAUUGGAGUAAGGCUUCAAAAUUCCACCAUUUCCAAUGCCACAAGACAAACCUUAGUUCCAUUUUCCACUUCUUCAGGUUUCGGUGGUGGUGGUGGUGAUGGCCGUGGCGGUGGCCGCGGUCGUGGCGGUUCUGGCACAGUGACAUUCAACUUCGGUGAAAAAGCUGCUCCCGGUAACCCUAACCCUACCCCUAAUGUCAAUGAAUCUAAACCUGAUGCAACAGAUUCACCGAUUCCACCUGGUGCUGGUCGUGGUCAUGGCCGUGGUGGAACAGUUCCAGACUUUCCGUCUUUUUCGUUUUCAUCGUUUAUGUCUUCUAUUCAACAACCUGGUACUGGUCGUGGACGCGGUCGUGGUCGAGGUUUUGAUCCAUUGCCACCUCAAUUUGAAAAUGAUUCUGUACCUAAAAAACCUGUUUUUAUCAAAAGAGAGGAUAAUGUUUCUCAGACAGAUGCAAAUGAUUUUUCGCCUCCGAAGAAUCCGGUUUUUACUAGAAGUGAGGAUGUUAGACCAGUAGAGCCAAUAGAUUUAUCUGGUGAUAGUGAGAGUGAUAAUAGAUUUGUAAUGACUGUGCCAAAGGUGUUGCCUGGAGGUGGGAGGGGGAGGGGGAAGCCGUUGGAAGAAGCAGCUCAAGAAGCUCCUCAAGCUCCGGUAGUGAAUAGGCAUAUCCGCGUUCGGCAAACUCCGGCUGAUGCUGAAUCUGAUAAUGUUCCUAGGAGGCAGCCGAUGAACAGAUUUGUGAGAGAUGAUGGUGAUGGAAGUGGAAGAGGAAGAGGAAGAGGAAGAGGAAGAGAUGUGUAUGCUCGUGGCCGAGGAGAUAGAGGUCGUGGUGGUAGAGGUGGAAGAGGUGAUGGAAGGGGAGGGUUUAAAAGGUAUGGAGAUGAUAGAACGAGUCAUCAGGAUAUAGCACGUUCUAAUGCUGAUGGGCUAUAUGUUGGAGAUAAUGCAGAUGGUGAAAAAUUAGCUAAGAAGCUUGGGCCUGAGAUAAUGGAUCAGAUUACUGAAGCAUAUGAGGAGAUUAUUGAGAGAGUUUUACCCUCACCGUUGCAAGAUGAAUAUGUGGAAGCAAUGGACAUUAAUUGUGCUAUUGAAUUUGAGCCAGAAUAUGCGGUGGAGUUUGAUAAUCCAGAUAUUGAUGAGAAAGAACCAAUUGCACUUCGGGAUGCACUAGAGAAAAUGAAACCAUUUUUGAUGACAUAUGAGGGGAUUCGAAGUCAAGAAGAGUGGGAGGAAGUAAUUGAAGAGUUAAUGCAACGGGUUCCAUUAUUGAAAAAGAUCGUUGAUCACUACAGUGGACCGGAUAGGGUAACUGCAAAGAAGCAACAAGAAGAAUUAGAGAGAGUUGCUAAAACUCUUCCUACAAGUGCACCAUCUUCCGUGAAGGAGUUCACUAACCGUGCUGUUGUCUCUCUUCAGAGCAAUCCAGGCUGGGGAUUUGACAAGAAAUGCCAAUUCAUGGAUAAGCUAGUUUUUGAAGUGUCUCAGCAUCACAAAUAACCUAAUAGUUUAAAGAUGGUGGGUUUCAUGGUAUACAAUGCCCAUUGUAUUGUGGACAAGUCAUCAUGCUUGCUUUCAUUUCUUUCUUUAAUUUUACUUUUUGAUUAAAGAAACUGUGAUAACUCUUGUAAUAAGAUGAAUGAUAGCUACUUUGUUGCAUCGGUCCUCACAAUUUUUUGCAUCGUGCUCGCAAUUGUUGCAUCAGUUGUAUACUUUGUAAUAAUUUUCCAUCUUAUUUUAGAUUUUUGGCUAUA
Molecule: messenger RNA, 1997 nt
Organism: Medicago truncatula (barrel medic)
Lineage: Eukaryota; Viridiplantae; Streptophyta; Magnoliopsida; Fabales; Fabaceae
Exons: 4
Coding region: 235-1743 (502 amino acids)
Source: RefSeq, a predicted model, not a curated record